CCCUACUGAGGAGUUUGCUGCUGCUUGUGCAAGCAAAACUCCAUUUCUCCUCCCAUCCUGCUGCUCCUGCCACCAAGAGGAAGAGGGAGCUGCCCAGCGGACUUACUUCUGGCUGCUGCACGUUGUAGCCUUUGCAGCGGUAUGCCGGGAUCAGCUACAGCUAUUCGACAAGAGAGACUGAAGAAGACCCAUGCAAGGCCAAUUCCCCUUGGUUUGUUCACCAUUAAUGAGGAAGAUGAACAGCAAAAGAAUGGCAAUUCCAGAAGACAGAAAGCGCCUGACAGUUAUAAAGUGCAAGAUAAGAAAACGCCUGCCUCCAACCGCCCCUCCACUGCCGUUUCAGGACAAAAUAGCAACCACUCAGGAAAUAAAUCAGACCCUCCACCUGUGCUUCGAGUUGAUGACCGGCAGCGGCUGGCCCGGGAGCGACGUGAGGAACGGGAAAAACAGCUAGCUGCAAGAGAAAUCAUCUGGCUAGAAAAAGAAGAGCGCGCCAGGCGGCACUAUGAGAAGCACGUGGAGGAGCGGAAGAAGAAGCUCGAGGAGCAGAGGCUGAAGGAGGAGCGGAGGCGAGCUGCUGUGGAGGAGAAACGGAGGCAGAGACUCGAGGAGGACAAAGAACGCCAUGAAGCUGUUUUACGGCGUACAAUGGAGAGGAGCCAGAAGCCAAGACAGAAGCAUAACCGGUGGUCAUGGGGAGGCCCUCUCCACGGGAGCCCCAGCAUCCACAGUGCAGAUCCUGACAGGCGGUCAGUUUCCACCAUGAAUCUUUCGAAACAUGUUGAUCCCGUCAUUAGCAAGCGGCUCUCCUCUUCAUCUGCAACUUUACUAAAUUCUCCAGAUAGAGCUCGCCGCCUGCAGCUCAGCCCAUGGGAGAGCAGCGUUGUUAACAGACUCCUGACGCCCACACAUUCGUUCCUGGCCAGAAGUAAAAGCACAGCUGCCUUGUCUGGAGAUGCAGCAUCUUGCAGCCCCAUCAACAUCAUGCCCUACAAAGCUGCACACUGUAGAAAUCCGAUGGAGCAACCAAAACUCUUCGUAGCACCACCUGAGGGCUCUGCUCGUAGGAGGACCGUUCAUGGCACAACAGGCUAUAAAAGAGAAAAAGAAAGAGAACACAUACCGUUCCAUCUUACAUCUGGAAUCAGAAGGGCUUUGUCUCCAUCUCAUCCCAAAGCAAGAUCAUCAGCUUCCUCCCGACUUUGGCUGCCAUCCAAGUCCUUUCCUCAUUUGCCUGGCACACCCAGACCAGCAUCCUCCUUGCCUCCCAGCUCAGUUAAAGCUGCCAUUGCUAAGGUCCAGCCUCCAUCUCCUGGCAACAUCCGCCCUGUCAAGAAAGAAGUCAAAGUGGAGCCUGAGAAAAACAACCCAGAGAAAGAACCUCAGAAAGUUGCCAAUAUAGUGAAGGUAGAAGAGGCCACAGCUGAAGAAGAGACACCUGUCGAGCCAGAGGCUGCUCCUGCUGCUCCAGCCUCAGCCCCUGCUCCAGCUUCGGCCCCAGCCCCUGCUCCAGCCUCGGCGCCAGCCCCAGCCUCAGUCCCAGCCCCGUCACCCUCUGUGACUGCCAGUCCUUCUACAAAGAGCUCAGCAGGCACCACCGACCCGGAAGAGGCCACAAGGCUGCUAGCUGAGAAGAGGCGGCUGGCUCGAGAGCAGCGAGAGAAGGAGGAAAGAGAGAGGAGGGAGAGGGAAGAGCUCGAAAGACAAAAGAGAGAGGAAUUGGCUCUAAAGGUGGCUGAAGAGAGAACUCGUCGUGAGGAAGAAGCCCGACGGCUAGAAGCUGAGCAAGCCAGGGAGAAGGAAGAGCAACUCCGACGGCAAGCAGAAGAGCGAGAUCGACGAGAGCGGGAGGAGAUGGAGCGCCUCCAGAAGCAGAAAGAAGAAGAAGCUCGUGUUCGUGAAGAAGCAGAAAGGGUCCGGCAGGAACGAGAAAAACAUUUCCAGAAAGAAGAGCAGGAACGCCUGGAGAGGAAAAAGCGACUUGAGGAGAUUAUGAAAAGAACCAGGAGAACAGAAGCUACAGAUAAGAAAACUCUUGACCAGAGAAAUGGAGAUAUAGCCAAGGGAGCUCUCACUGGAGAAACAGCAGUAUCUGCACUUCCAUGUGUGACAAACUGUCCAGGAAAUGGAGAACCAGUGGCCAGCCCACACGUGGUUACCUCACACCAAUCAAAAGCAACUGUGGAGAGUACUCUCAAUUUGGAAAAACAACCAAAUGAAAAUGGAGUAUCUGUUCAGAAUGAAAACUUUGAAGAAAUUAUAAAUUUACCCAUGGGAUCUAAACCAUCCAGAUUAGAUGUCACCAACAGUGAGAGCCCAGAAAUUCCUUUGAAUCCAAUUUUGGCCUUUGAUGAUGAAGGGACACUUGGGCCUCUGCCUCAGGUAGAUGGUGUUCAGACACAACAGACAGCAGGUAAGCUUGACUCAAACUCCCUUCUGUAA
Molecule: messenger RNA, 2442 nt
Organism: Trichechus manatus latirostris (Florida manatee)
Lineage: Eukaryota; Metazoa; Chordata; Mammalia; Sirenia; Trichechidae
Gene: MAP7
Product: microtubule associated protein 7
Exons: 18
Coding region: 142-2442 (766 amino acids)
Biological process (GO): microtubule cytoskeleton organization
Cellular component (GO): microtubule cytoskeleton
Source: RefSeq, a predicted model, not a curated record